AUGGGAAAUAUUCACAGUCUGGACCUCCAUGACUCUGAUUUAGUUGUGGCUAUUGAGAUUGUUGAUACUGCAUCUCGUCUUUACAAAUUUGAUCGAUUUGAGCCCUCUGCGGGUGCAGUAUGGGCUGACAGAGUGACGUUUAAGAAAUCCAUAGGAUUUUCUCCAUAUGAGCUGGUAUAUGGCAAAGAAGUACGAUUACCCUUAAACAAUUUGCUCCCAGUUUACAAAUUUGUUACAGAAGAAGUUUCAGAAGAAGUAAACUUUAUGGAAGAUAGGUUGAUGGCAUUGGCUGAGUUGGAUGAAUUUGGAAGGGAAGCUCAGGAAAGAAACCUACAAAGACAACAAAUGGUAAAGGCUUUACAUGAUAGGAAGGCAUGUGACAUGUCUUUUGAAGAAGGGGAAUGGGUGUUAAAAUGGAAUGCCAAAGAUCAGGAUAAAGGGAAGCAUGGAAAGUUCGAUGCACUCUGGCUAGGACCUUUCAUCAUUUUAGAAAAAAGUGGAGAGAACUCUUAUUACCUGCAGGAUACUGAUGGUCAAGUGCAGGAGUUCUCGGUUCAUACUCAGUAUCUUAAGCAUUUUUUGUAUUGA
This is a messenger RNA of Cryptomeria japonica (Japanese cedar), 588 nucleotides long. RefSeq lists its product as uncharacterized. The record is from RefSeq and is a predicted model, not a curated record. Bases 1 to 588 code for a protein of 195 amino acids. Lineage: Eukaryota; Viridiplantae; Streptophyta; Pinopsida; Cupressales; Cupressaceae. The transcript has 3 exons.